Rotaria sp. Silwood1 is the source of this 708-nucleotide messenger RNA. The record is from the annotation of a GenBank genome assembly. Lineage: Eukaryota; Metazoa; Rotifera; Eurotatoria; Philodinida; Philodinidae.
AUGUCUAAAUCACGUUUAUUUUUGAUUGUGAGUUUCUUAGUUGUUUGUUUAGCUGUUAUCAUUGGUGUACUUGAUUCGAUGAAAACACGUUUCUAUAUUUUCGAUCCAGAACAACUUCAUACACUUACUCAACGAGCUCUAAUUGCAAAUGGACAUUUGAAUAUUACUAAUGGUAAAUUAAUUCCAAUACCUCAAGAAAGUCCUAAUAGAAUACGUCCAGUAAUUGAUUAUAUUGUUACUGAAUUACAAAAAACAAUUGAUAAACGAUAUUUAACAGAUAAAGAAGAAUGGAUAUUUAAUAAUGCUGGAGGAGCUAUGGGUGCUAUGUUUAUAAUACAUGCAUCACUUACAGAAUAUCUUAUUAUAUUUGGAACACCACUUGGUACUGAAGGUCAUACUGGAUUACAUACGGCAGAUGAUUAUUUUCAUAUAUUGUAUGGUGAACAAUGGGCAUUUUCAGCUGGUUCAUUAGAUAAAGAAAUUUAUCAAGUUGGUAGUGUUCAUUAUUUGCCAAAAGGUACUUCAAAACAAUUUAAAAUGCAUCGAGGAUGUUGGGCACUUGAAUAUGCACGUGGAUGGAUACCACCAAUGAUGCCAUUUGGUCUAGCUGAUACAUUCACUUCCACGUUAGAUUUUAUUACAUUUUAUCAUACGAUUCGUCUUUCGGGUCGUGAAAUGAUUCGAAAUUUAUUACAAGGAAAAAUAUAA